AUGCCCCCACCUCUUUCUUCGGAAAGCGGCGCGCCCACCGACUGGUCACGCAGCUACUUCGGCCUGUCGACGCAACCGUUCUCCAAAGAGGUGUCAGAGGUGUUGAUGGCUCCCGUGGAUCCUAUGGACGUCGAGAUGAAGCCUGAUGGGCUGAUCUAUCUCCCUGAGAUCAAGUACCGCAGGGUACUGAACAAGGCGUUUGGCCCAGGAGGAUGGGGUCUCGCACCGCGUAGUGAAACAAACGUCGGGCCCAAAGUAGUCAGCAGGGAGUACGCGCUGGUAUGCCUCGGAAGGUUGGUCGCGAUCGCGAGAGGAGAACAGGAGUACUUUGAUCCUUCGGGCAUUCCCACAGCUACCGAGGCGUGCAAAAGCAAUGCGCUGAUGCGGUGUUGCAAAGACUUAGGCGUCGCCAGCGAGUUGUGGGACCCACGAUUCAUUCGUGAAUUUAAAUCCCAGCAUUGCGUAGAGGUGUUUGCGGAGCAUCUCCCCACCAAGAAGAAGCGAAAGCUCUGGAGGCGCAAGGACCAGCCGAAAUUCGAAUAUCCUUAUAAAGAGUAGACUCGACAUUGCACAUCCUCACCUGUAUCAUAGACCCACCAGCAUAUUUUCACACACGCUUUCAAUCAUCGCUACUCAUGCUACACAUUUCAGAUAGGCCAUGCGUCGAAACAUUCCACGCUUGCAGGCAGCGGUGAAAGCCCAAAAAUAGAGUGUUAAAUACCGGGAAAAGGCUACAACAUGUCUCGGAAUGUAGUCAGGUGAAAAUUUAAUACAUACAAUAUGCCCGGUAUGCGUCAU
This is a messenger RNA of Heterobasidion irregulare TC 32-1, 798 nucleotides long. RefSeq lists its product as uncharacterized. Lineage: Eukaryota; Fungi; Basidiomycota; Agaricomycetes; Russulales; Bondarzewiaceae. Gene Ontology annotation, cellular component: mitochondrial chromosome; mitochondrial nucleoid. The transcript has 4 exons. Gene Ontology annotation, biological process: recombinational repair; interstrand cross-link repair. The coding region runs from base 1 to 558 and encodes 185 amino acids. The record is from RefSeq and is a predicted model, not a curated record. Gene Ontology annotation, molecular function: single-stranded DNA binding.